Eurypyga helias (sunbittern) is the source of this 1706-nucleotide messenger RNA. Its product is annotated as KIAA1549 ortholog. The transcript is spliced from 8 exons. NCBI's taxonomy places the organism in Eukaryota, Metazoa, Chordata, Aves, Eurypygiformes, Eurypygidae. The record is from RefSeq and is a predicted model, not a curated record. The coding region runs from base 36 to 1385 and encodes 449 amino acids.
AUUCCUCAGCCUCUAUCUUUGAACAUGUGGAUAGGAUGUCGCGUUCCUCAGAUGCCAGCAGAAGGGUCCCAAGCAAGAUCCAGCUGAUUGCUAUGCAGCCGAUGGCAGCGCCUCCGGUUCAGAACUCAGUGCUUUCUGAUCGAGUAGCAGAGACCAACAAAAUUAAUAAAGAGAUACAGACAGCCCUGAGGCAUAAAUCCGAGAUUGAGCAUCACCGCAAUAAGAUUCGUCUUCGCGCCAAGCGCAAAGGGCACUAUGAAUUUCCAGUGGUGGAUGAUGUGGUGGUGGUGGACUCCAAAGAACAGCACAGAAUAUAUCGCAAGGCACAGAUGCAGAUUGACAAGAUCUUGGACCCUGGAGGCAGCGUGCCUACUGUCUUCAUAGAGCCCAGGAAGAGUUCUCGUGCAAAACGUUCUCCCAAGCAGCGCCGGCGACAUCAGAUAAAUGGUAGCCCUAUUGAUGCGGAAAAGGACAGGUUAAUCACAACUGACAGCGAUGGGACGUACAAAAGGCCUCCAGGAGUCAAUAAUUCUGCGUAUAUUUCUGAUCCAGACUUGCCUCCUGAACCUCAGACAUCAUCUUCUGCUGAUCUGGGGAAGUUCCCUAGCUUGCCGUCCCACCCCGUCUCCCAGUAUGUCCCACCGCAGCCAUCCAUUGAAGAGGCUCGGCAAACCAUGCACUCGCUGCUGGAUGAUGCUUUUGCACUGGUGGCUCCCAGCAGCCAAGCAGCCAAUUCCACGGCCGUCACGCCACCCGUGGUCUCUGCAGGACAGCCGAGAUAUGUGGAAUUUGGAAUGACUCCGCCAACAGCACCAGGUCUCCUACCAAGGCAGAACUUCGGGCCAGGUUUUCUUCAACCUGCAGAGUUAAUGCACCCAGACCAGCAGCCACCUGAGGUUCAGUAUUCCUCCAGAGGGAUAUACUCAGAGGAAAUGCCAUCAGUGGCACGGCCACGACCAGUUGGAAGCACUGCAGGUUCUCAGAUACAGCACCUCACUCAGGUGGGAAUUGCUAGCAGGAUCGGAGGUCAACAAGUGGAGAUCCCCUCAGGCAGAGCAGGGCAUGGCCAGCCGGGGGGGCCAGGGUGGCCCCAGUUCCGUGGAGAGGAUGAAUAUGCUAGGCGAGAUGCAACGCAUAUGCAUGGACCCCAAGAAUAUUCCUCCUCACCAGUAUUCCAGAUGCCGAGGACUUCGGCCCGGCAGCCUUCGGUCCCCCCUGCUCAGCUGCCACACAACAGCCUUCAGGGCCAGGGCCUUUGCUACACCACCAGUUCCACUGAGGACCUCCAGCCAGGUCACUCUUCAGCCUCUCUUAUCAAAGCAAUUAGAGAAGAACUCCUACGACUUUCUCAGAAACAGACAGCGGUGCAGAACUUCCACAGUUGAUUUAGCAUUCCCUUGCAAAUCUGCCAGGUAUCUGCUUCCUAUGGAAGCAAAGACUUAGAGGAAAUCAGCAAUGUUGUUCUCUCAAAAGAAUGAACUUUCACAGCGCUGUUGACAUCACUCUGGGAAAAAUGAAGAAGGCAGCAAAAUGAGGAUAGUAAGGAGAGGUGGGGGACAACCAAGGAAAAUAAUCAGUGUCAUCACAAGUAAUAUUAAUUAAUCUGCUAAUAUUACGGUGCUCCUCUUCUCUCCCUACCGUCAUUCAACCUAACACAGAAAUAAAACUUUAGGUCAAGAACUCAACAGUCCAGCAACGAAUAACUC